AAGAAAAUGAUAUUAAUUACACUUUUACUACAAGAAACGUAAAAAAUAAAGGAGAAGAAUUAUAAUAAAAAAUUGAAUUUUUAAAAAAUAAUAUAAUUAAUGAUUUAGAAAGUUUAAUUUUUAAAUUGGAAAAAAGCUUAGAUAAAAAUAAUGUUUUUUAAGAAAAAAAUUUCGAGUUUAAUACAUAUACCCCUUAUUUUUAAAGUAUUUAAUCUAUAUAGAAUAUAAACAAAAAAGGGAAAAUAAUAGACAAAGAAAAUAUUUUUUAAGGAGAAAAAGUUUUAAAAUAAUAAAAUUAACAAAUUAAAUGCAAAAAAAACGAAAAUUCGAACGCACUGGGAUAUAAAAAGAAAAAUUUGAGCCUUAAUAUAGAGUAAA
This is a messenger RNA of Ichthyophthirius multifiliis, 378 nucleotides long. RefSeq lists its product as hypothetical. The transcript has a single exon. The record is from RefSeq and is a predicted model, not a curated record. Lineage: Eukaryota; Ciliophora; Oligohymenophorea; Hymenostomatida.